Molecule: messenger RNA, 3170 nt
Organism: Closterium sp. Naga37s-1
Lineage: Eukaryota; Viridiplantae; Streptophyta; Zygnematophyceae; Desmidiales; Closteriaceae
Source: the annotation of a GenBank genome assembly
CAAUCGCGCUUCUCGCGUUCAAGGACCACCUUUACAGCCAUCGGUCCUUAGACUCGUGGAACCUAACGGAGCAGCCUAACCACUGCGCGUGGGAUGGCGUUAAAUGCUCCGACGAAGGAUACGUUAGGAUACUGAGCCUGAAGCAGAUGGGACUGGUGGGGAACAUAUCGCCGGCACUCUCGAAGCUGUCGCGACUCAAGUCCAUCAACCUGCACCGCAACUACCUCUUCGGCUCCAUCCCCUCCGAGCUCGCAGGGCUGAAGUCAUUGCGCCAAGUAAAGCUGAGUUAUAACAGACUCACUGGCACAAUCCCUGCUGGCUUUGGCCGCAGCAGCCUCUCAACCCUGAUACUGUUCAAUAACAACCUCACUGGGCCCAUCCCCGACACCUUCGCCAACGCCAUCCGAGUCAAGCAACUUCGGCUGGGGUACAACGACAUUACGGGUCCCAUUCCCACGUACCUGGGCGACUUCACCAACCUCUCAGUCAUCUCGCUGCCAGGGAAUCAGUUCUCGGGGUCCAUACCAUCCCAGCUGGGGCAGCUCUCCUCCACGCUGCUCGGCCUCACACUCGACAGGAACCCGCUCUCUGGCAGCAUUCCCGACGAACUCUUCAACUGCAACCUGCUCCGCAACCUGACUUUGAACCAGACAGGGCUGACGGGCCCCAUUCCUCCUUCCAUCAGCGCCCUUAUUCACAUCUCCAUGCUGGACCUGGGCGCCAACACCUUCACCGGCUCCAUUCCCUCCCAGCUGGGCAGCCUGAAAAAACUGCGCCUGCUGGACCUCCACGGGAACAAUUUCACGGGCAGCUUACCGGACACGAUCGGGCAGCUGACGAACCUCACCUUGCUGGACGUGAGCUUUCUGUCGGGCGUGAAUGGGAGCGUGCCGACGACCCUGUCCGCCCUCUCCCUGCUGAAAAGAUUGGACCUGACCAACAGCAGCUUCUCGGGUGCUCUGCCCGGGGGCCUCAUUGCAUCGCUGUCUGAGAGUGCACUCUUCAACCUCUCCAACAACUUCUUCUCAGGACCCAUCCCCGACUCUCUCAUGUCCCGCAUUCGCGCCAACAGGUCAGUGGCAUCAACAGUGUACGGCAACUGCCUGUCGUCCAGCCCGUCGUCCCCCGUGUACCCCAUGGACUGCGCCACCGUCUCCGAUAACAUCUGCUUCCUGCAGUACCAACGCCCCGCCUACCAGUGCCUGCCAUACGAUGCCGCUCAGAGCGCGUCCUCCUCAUCCUCCCUCAGCAUCGCUCUCACCAUUGCGGUGCUCGUGCUGCUCGCCGUGGGCGUGGCAGCGGGCGCUGCAUACGCGGGGGUGAAGCACAUGCAGCAGGGCAGGCCCAAGGCCGUGCUGCCAGCCACCAAGGUGCUGGUCAAGGCAAAGGAAUACACUGUGCAGCACAGGUGCCAUCUGUCUCUUACCUCAAUGCUGCUCCACCCGCACCCUCCUCCUCCCUUCCCAUCCCACCCACCUACCGUCCUGGCAUGCGCCCUCCCCCCAGACAUUCCGCGCUUCUCCUUCACGCAGCUGAACCACGCCACGGACUGCUUCACACACCUGGCCAACACCAACGACCCGCGCGCCAUCUACGACGCCACCUUCCUCCUCCCCCUCACCGCCCCCACCACCACCGCCCCUGCACCUUCUGCACCUGCUGCUGCGGCUUAUGCUGCUUCGCCCGCAGCACCUGGCAGUGCGGGUGAGGCAGCGCCCAAGGUGGUGGGGGGGGGCGGGCAGGAGCAUCUGUCGGUGCAGCUGGUGAGCUUCCCCGGGGUGUACCUGGACGCCAUGAAGGAGGAGUUUGUGGCAAGGGUCAAACGCAUCCACGCCGCGCGCCACCCCUGCCUCUUCGCCUUCCGCGGCUACGCCUACGAGGACGGCAACUUUGCCCUCGUGUUUGAGCCCACCCGGGAGACCCUCUUCGACCGCUUGCACGGUACGCUGCCUCUCUCUCCCUCUCUCUCUUACCAACGCGCUGCCCCUCCCCUCUGUGCCUGCUCUGCUGCUCCUUUUCAAGUGUUUCUGAGAUACUGGAAGUAUCAUACUCAUAACUCGUCCCCUCUCUUCCUUUUCUCCUCCUGGCAACCCACAGAGGCCAGUGGAGCCCCACUGUCAUGGAGGGAGCGCAUGGUGAUCGCGCUGGGAGUGGCAGAGGCCCUCGAAUACCUCCACACCUCCUCCUCCACCCUCACCCACACCCCUCCCAAGGGCCCCUCCACCCCUCCCCACGCCGCCUCCGCCUCCCCCAACUCCACCACACCCCUCAACGACCCACACACGCCCGUCCUUUCGGCCCACGAGGGGAGCACGAGCCUGAGCGUGGGGGCCGGCACUCCCCUGGGGUCCACACGGGGAGGCGGCGAGCAGGCGUGGCGAGGCGGCAUGGUGCAUGGGGAUGUGAAGUCGUGCAACGUGGUGAUCACAGCUCACAGCAAGGGCAAACUCGCAGAGUUCCAAGUCCCCUGCGACGACGCGGACGACCCGCUACGCUCCAUCUCCCCGCGGGGCUCCUUUGGGUACCUAGACCCGCAAUAUGCGGACACGAAGCGGCUCACUGCUGCGAGCGACGUGUACUCGUUCGGGAUUUUAUUGUUUGAGCUGGUGGCCGGGCGGCGGGCCAUGCUGGAUGACUCGAGCACGCUGGUCGUGUGGGUGCAGCAGUUCUUCAUGCGCCGGGACGACUAUGCUGGUCUGCUGGACGGCGCUCUGGUUACUCUGGGCGGCGUGCCGCCCAGCCAGCUCGUGCCCGUGAUUGAGCUUGCACAGGACUGCACUCAGGUGAGGGAAGAGAGCCGGCCGUCAAUCCAGCAAGUACGGGAGGUGCUCAUGUCAGCAGUGGGCGUGGAGGGCGGGGAGGUGUAUGAGAGUGGUAGCGUGGUGGGGUAUGGCGAUGGGGAGAGUGACACCACCAUGAGCCACCUAGACGAGGGGCUGGUGGCCAGGCGUGCAGCAGACCACGCUGCUCUAGAGUCCGCUGCUGCCGCUGUGCUUGCUGCUGUGGCUGCUGGCGGGGCUGCCAGGCAGACGCUGGAGGUUUACGAUGGGAGGGUGCAUGGGCAGGAUGGCUUGAGGCAGCAGGAGGGGGAGGCGGGAGCGGGGAGGUUGGGUGGGGAGAUUGAGAUUGAGAUGAUGAGUGAAGGGAGUGAGGAGGGGCAGGCGGUAUAA